Molecule: messenger RNA, 2214 nt
Organism: Linderina pennispora
Lineage: Eukaryota; Fungi; Kickxellomycota; Kickxellomycetes; Kickxellales; Kickxellaceae
Product: glutaminyl-tRNA synthetase
Exons: 7
Coding region: 1-2214 (737 amino acids)
Biological process (GO): translation; glutaminyl-tRNA aminoacylation
Cellular component (GO): cytosol; cytoplasm
Molecular function (GO): ATP binding; glutamine-tRNA ligase activity
Source: RefSeq, a predicted model, not a curated record
AUGGCUAGCGUAGAGGACCUGACCACGAAAUUCGCGUCGCUUGGACUCACAGGCGACAAGGCCAAGGAGGCGGCUGGCAACAAGAAGCUGGCGCCGACGCUGAACACGAUCGUCGAUGCAACGGGCCAGUCGUCGUUCGAAAAAGUCGAUGGGCAUGCUGCUGUACAGCCUGGGCACGACGGCUACCAAAGGAGAAGACGCCGCAUGUGGAGUACAUCGCCAGGGCUAUCGCCUCUGGCCGGACUGGCGUCGUCCGAGCAGGUGUCUGCAGCGACAAAGUUCUGCGCCAAGAACGACCCGGCAGCCAACGAGCAGGCGUUCGACGAGGCGUGCGGCGUGGGCGUGGAGGUGAGCGAUGCGGCGAUUGCGCAGCAUGUGACCGCGGUGAUUGAUAGCAUGAAGGCGAUGCUGGUCGAGCAGCGGUACCGGGCGCUGGGGCGGGCGCUGGGCGCAGUCAAGAAGACGUCGGAGCUGCGGUGGGCGAACUCGGGCAAGGUCAAGGACGAGUUUGAUGCGCAGGUGCUGGCGCUGUUGGGUCCCAAGGACGAGCGCGACGACCCGGCGAAGCUGAAGAAGGCAGCCAAGGCAGCCAAGCCGGCGAAGAAUGCGGCUCAGCAGGAGUCGAAGGGAUGGGAGCCGGCGACGCUGGAGAGCAUAUCAACGAGUCGCUGCGGGCUGCGCAUCUGGCGGCGACCUGGGGGCAAGGUUGUGACGCGGUUCCCGCCCGAGCCCAACGGCUACCUGCAUAUUGGCCACGCCAAGGCCAUCAACGUCAACUUUGGGUACGCGAAGAACGCACGGCGGCGUGCCGAGGAGGAGGAGUAUGUGCGGUCGAUUCUCGACAUGGUGCUGUACUCGUCGGACUACUUCCAGCAGCUGUACGAGCUGGCCGUCAAGCUGAUUGAGGCGGGCCAUGCGUAUGUGUGCCACUGCUCUGGCGAGGAGAUCCAUCAGCAGCGCGGCGGUGAAGCCAUGGGCCCGCGGUUUGCCUGCCCACACCGCGAGCGGCCGGUGGCCGAGUCGCUGGCGGAGUUCCAGAAGAUGAAGGACGGGCGGUACGCAGCCAACGAGGCGAUUCUGCGCAUGAAGAUGGAUCUGGAGGACGGCAACCCGCAGAUGUGGGAUCUUUGGUGCAUCUAUCCGACAUACGACUUCACGCAUUGCCUGUGCGACUCGUUCGAGAACAUCACCCACUCGCUGUGCACACGCGAGUUCACCAACUCGCGCCAGUCGUACUACUGGCUGUGCGAUGCGGUCGAGGUCUACAAACCGGUGCAGUGGGAGUACGGCCGUCUCAACAUCACCAACACGGUGCUGUCCAAGCGCAAGCUGCUCAAGCUGCGCGACGACGGCCAUGUGACGGCGCUCGACGACCCGCGCCUGUACACGCUGCCGGCGCUGCGUCGCCGCGGUGUGCCGCCGCAGGCCAUCAAUGCCUUUGCCAACACCACCAUCGAUGUGGUGCGCCUAGAGAACCACAUCCGCGACGCGCUGAACGAGCUGGCGCCGCGCGUCAUGGCUGCCAUUAGCCCGGUCAAGGUGGUGAUUGAGAACCUGCCUGCGGACCACCUCGAGAUGAUCGAUGUGCUCUACAAGCCGCGUGACGAGUCGUUCGGCACGCACAAGGUGCCGUUCACGCGCACGCUGUAUAUCGAUGCGUCAGACUUCCGCGAGACCGACUCGGCGGACUACUACCGCCUCGCGCCCAACAAGACCGUCGGUCUGCAGAACGUGGCCGGCCCGAUCACGUGCACGGAUGUGCGCAAGAACGCUGAUGGGUCGAUCAGCGAGAUCGUGUGCCGCCUCGAGGAUGCAGCCACGGCCGCCAAGCCCAAGACGUACAUCCAGUGGGUGGCCGAGAGCCCCGAGCACGGAUCGCCGGUGCGCCUCGACGAGGUGCGUGUGUACGACGCGCUGUUCAAGCACGCCAACCCGUACGACAAGAACGAGGUGCCGGGCGGCUGGCUGUCGGACGUCAACGACAAGUCGCUUGUUGUAGCCAAGGGAGCUGUGGCCGAGGUCGGCCUGUGGGAUCUGAUCAAGCGGCAUGCUGCGACCGCCGCCGGCAAGAAGGAGCUGGCCGAACACCACGUCGAGAACAUCCGCUUCCACUGUCCCACUGCCGCCAUCGAGGGCGAUGAUAUCAAGGGCACCAAGCUGAUCAUGAACCGCAUUGUGACGCUCAAGGAGGAUGCGAAGAAGGGAUCCAACUAA